Messenger RNA from Spodoptera litura, 1791 nucleotides. Its product is annotated as facilitated trehalose transporter Tret1-like. Lineage: Eukaryota; Metazoa; Arthropoda; Insecta; Lepidoptera; Noctuidae. Gene Ontology annotation, cellular component: membrane. The record is from RefSeq and is a predicted model, not a curated record. Gene Ontology annotation, biological process: transmembrane transport. Gene Ontology annotation, molecular function: transmembrane transporter activity.
AUAACAAACCGUGCGCCUGCGUCGAUCGCACUUCAUAAUAAUAUAGUUAACCAACUAUUAUUAACAAAACUAGUGAUGAUAAUAAUAAUAAAUAACUCAAAUAUUUUUUGAAGUGAAAUUAUAAACUUAAACUUAAAAUGGAUAAGUACACUUAUGAAGCUGCUCCAGUCAACAAUAGUGAUAGUGAAGUGUUGAGUAAUACAAUUAAAUGGAAACCAUUUUUGAAACAGUUGCUGAUUUGCAGCGGAGUAUGGACGUCAAUGUUUCUGUAUGGACUGUGCGUGGGUGCACCCACAAUGUUCAUCCCCCAGAUUAGGCAGGAAGCAAACAAUACUGACAUCAUCUCAGAUGACAUGGCUUCUUGGCUGACGUCCGUGUACGGCUUCAGCGGCUUCCCGUUUGUCUUCAUUCUCUCAUUACUCACCAAGUUCGUCGGCAGGAGGAUACCCUUCAUGAUCGCAGUCCUAGAUACACUGGCUGCCUUCACUGUCCUGUACUGCAGCACAAACAUCACACACAUAUUGAUCAGUGAAAUUAUGCAAGGAUUGUUCAGUGCGUCACAAAUCGUCAUCACAAUUAUGAUUCUCACAGAGUACACUUCACCAAAAUACAGAGGCAUGUUUCUAACAGUCAAGACAGCCACUUUCUAUUGGGGUAUUUGGGCUUCAAAUGCAAUUGGCACCUUCUUCCAUUGGAGGAAGAUUCCUUUGUUUGGAAUUAUAUGUUCCCUUUACACUAUUUUGACCGUUAUGAUCUGGCCGGAGUCUCCAUACUGGUUGGCCAGCAGAGGUCGAUUCAAAGAAUGUGCCGCCUCACACAGAUCACUAAAAGGUUGCGAUGAAGAAUCUGAGAAGGAACUAGAAGUACUUAUCAAUUCCCAAAAGGAAUACAUAGCCAGUUGUGGAGUUGAUGACAUGACUGCUUGUGAACGUAUCAUUGAUUUCUUUAAAACAUUAAAAUCUAAGGAAUUUUAUAAACCAACCUUGCUGUCUAUUAUAACUGGAUGCUUAGGAGUUUUUAGUGGGAAGUUAGUAUUUGCAGUGUAUGCUAUUGAUAUUUUGAAAAAAAUCACAAAUAGUGAGUCGAUGGCGUACACCGCCAUGUUAGUUCUAGAUGGCUUCACAGUGUUCAGUAUGUAUGCUGGUUGCAUUUUAAUGAAACAUUUGAAACGACGUACUUUGUUACUAGUAGCGUCUAGUAUUGGAGUCUUUUUUCUUUUUACCUUAUCAUUGUACUUAUAUUUAAUUUCUUUAAAUGUUAUUUCGGACAACAAUUAUGUUUCAGUGUCCUUACUUGUCGCCUUCUCGAUAGCUGUAAGUUGUGGUCCUAUGAUCAUGUCUAUAUCAGUAUAUGGAGAAUUGAUUCCAGUCAGAUCGAGGAAUCUAUCAGUAUGUUUAAUGGCUUUAGCUGGUAAACUAGUAACAGGACUAACAUUAAAAAUAUCUCCUUUAAUAUUCAGAAAAUUUGGACUACAUGGAGCAUUCCUUACAUUUGGAUUGUUUUCAUUAGCAAUAAUUAUAAUUUUGUACAAAUAUUUACCAGAAACGAAAGAUAAGACGUUACAAGAGAUUUCAGAUAGUAUGAAUAGAAGUAAAAAACAGGCAACUGUAAAACUGUUACCAAUUAAUAACACAUGAAGAUUAUUUUAUACUUAACAUUCAAACUAUUAUAGGAGGGUUGUACGUAUUAUAAAGUAUCUUAUUUUUUAAGAGUUUUAAUGUAAGAUUAUUUUGUUAUUUUCCUAACCUUAUAUAAAACGCCUAUUACAAUAAUUGUAGAUAUUAAAAUAAA